AUGUUCCCCACGUUAUCGUCAUCGUCUGCGCUUCCCACCUCUUCUCUUCGACCGGAUGAUGUCAGGCAAACUUCGACGAAAAGAAUACGGCGCGUUUUCAAAACAACGAAAGCUCUUCUGAGUAAGAGUGCGUUUUCGUCUUCGUCAUCCGUCGUUCUCGCGGAGUCAAAAUCAUCGACAAAAACGGAUAACGAACACGAAAAACUCCAAUCCGCUUUGACGUCUCUCCUCCUCUCCGCGACCAUCUUCUUCACCUCGCCUCUCGCCUCUCAAGCGCGUCUGGAAGGCGUGAACAACCCAAAACUUCUCCCGGAUGGCCCUCAGUCCGAAAAUCUCGUCAUCGACGUUGCCGGGUAUUUAACCCCUCGAGAAGUGAAACGUUUGCAAACUCGAGUGGAAAACUUACAGCGAGAUACGGGCGUGAAACUGAGAAUUCUCGCGCAAGCGUACCCACAAACGCCCGGGUUGGCGAUUAAGGACUAUUGGGGCGUAGACGAUGACACGGUGGUGUUCGUCGCCGAUCCUGGACUCGGGAAUAUUCUAAACUUUUCCAUCGGCGCGAACGUCGAUUUAGAGGUGCCGCCAAACUUCUGGACGAAGCUGGCGAACAAAUACGGGACGAAGUUUUAUUGGGCGGAUAAAGGGGAGGAGGCGUCGAUUGUCGCGGCUGUGGAUGCAAUCGAGUUUUGUUUGAACGAACCGAGCGGCAGAGCAAAGUGUACGACCGUUUUAGACGUGGAUAAAGGCAUAAAGGAGGACAUGAAGAGAGAGGCGAAAACGAACGCGGGCGGCUUCAAUUUGAAGCUGCCGUUUUGA
Bathycoccus prasinos is the source of this 816-nucleotide messenger RNA. RefSeq lists its product with no specific name. Lineage: Eukaryota; Viridiplantae; Chlorophyta; Mamiellophyceae; Mamiellales; Bathycoccaceae. The coding region runs from base 1 to 816 and encodes 271 amino acids. The record is from RefSeq and is a predicted model, not a curated record. The transcript has a single exon.